This is a messenger RNA of Lodderomyces theae, 747 nucleotides long. RefSeq names its product bifunctional 4-hydroxy-4-methyl-2-oxoglutarate aldolase/oxaloacetate decarboxylase. Bases 1 to 747 code for a protein of 248 amino acids. Lineage: Eukaryota; Fungi; Ascomycota; Pichiomycetes; Serinales; Debaryomycetaceae. The transcript has a single exon. The record is from RefSeq and is a predicted model, not a curated record.
AUGUCACCACCGGUACCAAAGCAAUUAUCAGCCAAAGAGGUGAUUAAAUUCCUUUCAAACUAUUCCUCGUGUGACGUUUCCGAUGCAUUGAAUCAACAAGGAUUUGCUCAAGGCGGAUUUAUUCCCAAUUUACUUAACCGAUCUCCGGUAUUGUCGACUACUUCCGCAGUCGGAAAAGCGUACACAGUAUUGUAUGCCCCAAAAUCUGAUCCACGACCUGCGGUGAAGCAGUCUUAUAUUGACCAAGUGCCAGAGGAUGCUAUUGUAGUAAUCGGGUUGCCAUUGGAAUUGCAAUUGACCACAGCCCCCUACCAUAAGGUUACCAAUGCUUUAUAUGGAGGUUUAAUGUCGACGAGAGCACAAUACAGGAAAGCCAACGGGUCAAUAGUUUUAGGACGGAUUAGGGACUUGGACGAGCAUAAUGAAUUGAAGUAUCCCGUAUGGUCAUAUGGCUUGGGAACAACUGCCAAUGGUCCGGCACUUAAGGUUAUUGGCAUAGAUGUUCCUUUGGAAAUCAAAGUCACUAGCAUUGACCCUUCAAAGGAUGAGGAUAUCUUACUCAUAAACCCAGGAGACUAUAUUGUAGCCGACAAGAAUGGGGUUGUUAGAUUGGAAGACAAUGAGAAGUUGAGUGGUGUGUUGACUUAUAUUCCAAAGAGAGUUGAGGCAGAUACAAAUGUUAGUGCUGAUAUAAAAAGCGGGAAACCUGCCAGUGAGUCGCAAAAGUUCUGGAGGGGCAAAAUUUGA